Molecule: messenger RNA, 1492 nt
Organism: Vigna umbellata (rice bean)
Lineage: Eukaryota; Viridiplantae; Streptophyta; Magnoliopsida; Fabales; Fabaceae
Product: ADP/ATP translocase 3, mitochondrial-like
Biological process (GO): mitochondrial ATP transmembrane transport; mitochondrial ADP transmembrane transport
Cellular component (GO): mitochondrial inner membrane
Molecular function (GO): ATP:ADP antiporter activity
Source: RefSeq, a predicted model, not a curated record
ACUGAAGGUGGGAAGGGUAAAAUAGUCAUUAAAUAAAACCCUAAUACAACUCCCAUUUAUUCGGUGGUGAGUGUGGUCUCCUUCCAUUCGCUGACGAUCAGAGGAAGACACGAAGCCUCCUUCCAAACCCUUCUCUGGGUAACCGUUUGAAGUGCAGCGAUGGCGGAUGGAUUGCAUUCACGGCAUCCAUCUGUAGUUCAGAAGUUAUCUGGACAGUCUUACUUUAUGUCCAGGCUUGCUCCUAAUCACUCCGGAAACAUUUCUACCAGUGGUAGUUACUUCAAUGGAGGCGUGCAGUCUCUGGGUUUGGUUCCAGUCACAGCACAUGCGCCAGCUGAGAAAGGGGUGUCUGGAUUUUUGGUGGAUUUCCUCAUGGGAGGAGUGUCAGCUGCUGUGUCCAAGACGGCUGCAGCUCCAAUCGAGCGAGUCAAGUUACUCAUCCAAAACCAGGAUGAAAUGAUCAAGAGUGGUCGGUUGUCUGAACCAUACAAGGGAAUUGGUGAUUGUUUCUCCCGAACCAUGAAGGAUGAAGGGAUGAUUGCUCUUUGGAGAGGAAACACGGCUAAUGUUAUCAGAUACUUCCCUACUCAGGCUCUGAACUUUGCUUUUAAGGAUUAUUUCAAGAGGCUUUUCAACUUCAAAAAGGAUAAAGAUGGCUACUGGAAGUGGUUUGCUGGGAAUCUAGCGUCCGGUGGGGCUGCUGGGGCUUCCUCCCUCUUGUUUGUCUAUUCGCUGGAUUAUGCUCGAACUCGUCUAGCAAAUGAUGCAAAGGCUGCAAAGAAGGGUGGUGAGAGGCAGUUCAAUGGUUUGGUUGAUGUUUACAGGAAAACCAUCAAGUCUGAUGGUGUUGCUGGCCUUUACCGUGGUUUCAACAUCUCGUGUGUUGGAAUCAUAGUGUACCGUGGUCUUUACUUUGGAAUGUAUGAUUCUUUGAAACCAGUUGUCUUGGUCGGUGGACUGCAGGAUAGCUUCUUUGCAAGUUUUCUUCUGGGAUGGGGAAUCACUAUAGGUGCUGGUUUGGCCUCUUACCCCAUUGAUACGGUGCGUAGAAGGAUGAUGAUGACAUCUGGAGAAGCUGUAAAAUACAAGAGUUCUUUGGAAGCAUUCAAGAUAAUUAUCGCAAAAGAGGGUACGAAGUCACUCUUUAAAGGUGCCGGUGCAAACAUAUUACGCGCUGUUGCAGGUGCCGGAGUGCUUGCUGGUUAUGAUAAGCUUCAGCUCAUCGUGUUCGGAAAGAAAUAUGGUUCUGGAGGUGGAGGUUAAGAUACAGAUAAUGACGACAAUAACGAUCUGGAGCAGUGAUGUCGUUUCCCUUUUGCAUUUGAAUAACUUCGAUGAAAAACGGUUUUGAAUUUUCCCCGAAUGUAGGGCCUUUAAAUUAGUCCUGCAAACUUGAAUUUUAGUUGGAUAUUACGUGUUAAGCUUAUAAUCCGUGUAAUUUUUUUCAGACAUUUUGGUUGAUGCAGUUGAAGUCUACUGUUUUAUUUGUUCA